AUGGGCCAUGGGGCGGAGCCGGCGGACAAAAGCAAGCAGCGCGCGCAAUACGACGAAGAGGAGGAAGAAGAAGAGGAAGAAGAGCGCGACCCGGAGGAGGAGGAAGAUGAGGAAGAUGAAGAGGAAGAGGAGGAGGAAGAGGCUCAGUCUGGCCGCAGGCGGAAGCGCGCGAAGCAUAGUCACAAGAAGCGCGGCGGCGCGCACAAUUUCCUCGAUAUUGAAGCCGAGGUCAGCGAUGACGAGGAAGAGGAAGAAGAAGAGGAGGGCUUCGGGCUCGACGGUUUCAUCGAACGGAACGAGACCUUUGACGAUGAAGGGGGAGCGACGCACCAUGCCCGACUCAACACAAGACGCGAGCUCGAACAAGUGGACUUGGACCCCGAGCAGAUUGCGAAGAACCUCAGCAAGCGCUAUGGCAAUCGUGCCUACCACAAGUAUACCGGCGACAUGAACGAGGUUCCCCAGCACUUCCUCAUGCCCGAUGUCGAUGACCCGAAUCUGUGGCUCGUGCGCGUGAAGCCUGGCAAGGAGCGCGAUAUCGUCUUCAGUCUCAUGCGUAAGGCGAUCGACCUUGAAUUCCAACCCAAACCACUCCAAAUCUACUCCGCAUUCUACCGCGAGUCCCUACAGGGCUACGUCUACAUUGAAGCGAGGAGCUCGCGCGCCGUCUCGCAUGCCAUCAAUGGUCUCAUUGGGAUCUUCCCCACCCGUGGCAUCACGCUCGUACCCAUUGACGAGAUGACCAGCCUUCUGCAGCUCAAGCAGAAGGACCUGAACAUCACGCCCGGUAUGUGGGUACGGCUAAAGAAGCCGCUGAAGUAUGCGGGCGACCUGGCGCAGGUCAUCGACGUCACGGAGAACGGAGAGGAAGCCGGUUUGCGACUCAUCCCCCGUAUCGACAUGCGUCCGCCAGAUGAGGCGCCUGUGGACGGCAGUACGAAGAAGCGCAAGAAGACUGCAGGUCCGGGUGUCUCUCGUCCCCCUCAGGCGCUUUUCAACGUCGAGGCCGUUCAGUCUGCGUAUGGUGGUAGGGCCGUCAUCACCCGCCCGUCUACGACUGGUCGGCAUUACAUCUUCGCUGGCGACACCUACAAGAACGGCUUCCUGGAGAAGGACUUCAAGCUCUCCUGGAUCAGCACCGAAGAUGCGAACCCGUCCCUCGACGAGAUCACGCAGUUUACGCGCGGCAUGAGCGCAGGCGAGGACGGCGAAGUCAACCUCACCGCGAUUGCCGAGGCAUCACGCAAGGCGGCAACGCUCGUGCUACAGCCCGGAGACCAGGUCGAGGUGUUCGAGGGCGCGCAAGCGGGGCUGCAGGGUAUGGUCGAGGAAAUCCGUGGGGAUAUCAUCACCAUUUCCGCGGGUGUGGGUUCGGACGUCGAGGGGCAGAAGAUCGAGGUCACUGCGCGGAGUGUACGCAAGCGCUUCAAGCCUGGUGACCACGUCAAGGUCAUGGCUGGUCAGAACGCCGACGAGACGGGUUUGGUCGUGUCCGUGUCCGAUAACGUUGUGACCUUCGUUUCCGAUAUGACGAUGAAAGAGGUGUCUGUAUUCUCCAAAGACUUGCGAGAAGCGGCGGAGGUCGGCACGUCUACGAACAUCGUUGGUGAUUACGAGUUGCACGACCUUGUCCAGCUUGAGUAUUCUACCGUCGGCGUUAUCUUCCGGACAGAGCGCGAUUCCUUCUGGGUCCUCGACCAGAAUGGUCAAAAGCGUAUGGUCCAGCCACAUCAGAUCGCUAUGCGACGCGACUCCCGGCAUGCCAUCGCGGCGGACAACACCGGCCACGAGCUUCGCAUACAGGACAUGGUCAAAGAGGUCGAUGGCGAGGGUCGCAAAGGUCGCGUUUUGCACAUUCACCAGUCGUUCUACGCCUUCCUGCACAACCGCGAGAUCCCAGAAAACGGUGGUAUCUUCGUCACGAAGACGCGAUCCCUUGCGCCCGUCACGCCGCGUAACGAGAUCAAGGCGUCUACCGACUUGUCGAAGAUGAACCCCGCUCUGAGCGCGUCGAUGGCCAUCGGUCAGAUAGGGCGCGGCCCGCGCGACCGCGACAUUGGUCUUCACGUCUGCAUCAUCAAGGGUCCCCAGAAAGGCUACUACGGUCGAAUCAAGGACACAAAUGGCAACCUUGCGCGCGUAGAACUGACGGGCAACAAGAUCAUCUCCAUCGACAAGUCGAAGCUUGCCGUCAAGGAUGGCAACCAGAUGCAGGCGCUCGGCGACCGCAACCGCCCACGGCGCACCAACAUGGGGCCCCCGAGCAAUAUGUCGUCGCCGUCUGUCAACCCGUACGCUUCUCAGACUCCCGGGACGCCGAUGUGGGGUAGCGCGAGCCGCACGCCAAACCCGUACAUGAACAAUGGCGGACGGACGCCGGCGUGGAGCACGAAUUCGCGGACGCCGAAUCCGUAUCAGAGCGGGAGUGGCAGCAAGACGCCGGCGUGGAGUACGAACUCGAAGACGCCGAAUCCGUAUGCGAACGAUGGUGGUCGGACUCCGGCGUGGCAGGCGAGCUCGCGCACGCCCAAUCCGUAUGCGCAGGGCGGAGGCAGUGCCAGCGGAGGCGGCAGCAGUGGGUGGGGCAGUAGUGGUGGAGGAAACUGGGGUGGUUCGACGCCUGCGCAGGCAUGGGGCAGCAGCGGCAGCAAUGACGCAUGGUCGCUCAACAAUGGUGGCCAGUCGCCUGGCUGGAAUCAAACCGCCCCGACACCGGGUUACUCUGCUGCGACGCCUGCUGCUACGGCACCAACACCUGCGGCUGCGCCUACACCGUACCCAAGUGGCAUGCUCUCUGCGGAAACACCAGCCGCGUCAGCACCAACGCCUGCACCCAGUGGCAACUAUAUGGAUAACGACGAAGACGAUGAUGGCUCGCCCGGAGAAAACUGGAUGUUCGACCCUGCUCUCGCGCAGCACGCGAGGAGUCUUCGCGUUCAGAUUCAAGGCACGCUCCCGGACAACUACCUGGGUGGCCGCUACGAAGGCCAGACGGGUACGCUCGACGGCAUCAUGCGCAUGGGGCGCGACCACGAGCAAACCCUGCGCGUCGUCUUCGACCACGAAGCGGACGGCGUCGGCAACCGCAACAUCCUGGCCAAAUACAUCAUUCCCCUCCGCCCUACCGCUAAUCAGCAGAUCGUCACGCCGAUGUCUGGCUCCCACAAGGGCGAGGUGUGGACAAUAUCGGACCUGCAGCACGACGAGACGAAUUGCACGCUCUACUCUCGCGAGUUGGGCGAGUUCAUCGUGGAGAAGGUGGAUGAGAUUGUCCAGCUGAAAGUAUGA
Molecule: messenger RNA, 3288 nt
Organism: Schizophyllum commune H4-8
Lineage: Eukaryota; Fungi; Basidiomycota; Agaricomycetes; Agaricales; Schizophyllaceae
Product: transcription elongation factor Spt5
Exons: 8
Coding region: 1-3288 (1095 amino acids)
Biological process (GO): regulation of transcription by RNA polymerase II; transcription elongation by RNA polymerase II; regulation of DNA-templated transcription elongation
Cellular component (GO): DSIF complex
Molecular function (GO): mRNA binding
Source: RefSeq, a predicted model, not a curated record